Anthonomus grandis grandis is the source of this 1613-nucleotide messenger RNA. RefSeq names its product RNA-binding protein lark (gene lark). The transcript has 4 exons. Lineage: Eukaryota; Metazoa; Arthropoda; Insecta; Coleoptera; Curculionidae. The record is from RefSeq and is a predicted model, not a curated record. The coding region runs from base 199 to 1278 and encodes 359 amino acids. Gene Ontology annotation, molecular function: mRNA binding; zinc ion binding. Gene Ontology annotation, cellular component: cytosol.
AAGCGUAAAAAGGGCGAACUGCGCAUGAUGUUCCUGUCACAACUCGAAACGCAUCGAAAAAAAACGGGUUGGACGUGGUCCGGAGGUCAGACGCCAUUUUUCUCUUCGUUUUUAGUUGUGCUUGGAAGGAAAUUGUGUUUUUUGUUGUUGUAAAUUGUUUGCUGAAGGCUUUCGAUUAGAAAGAAAGAAAGAGUGAAGAUGCCGGGCUUUAGCAGCGCGGGUACGUUCAAAAUCUUUAUCGGAAAUCUCGCCGAGAAAACCAGCGUGUCGGAGCUACGACCGCUGUUCGAAAAAUACGGCAAAGUGGUGGAAUGCGACGUGGUGAAGAAUUACGGGUUCGUCCAUAUGGAAAACGAGUCGGAGGGUCGCGAGGCGAUCCAAAAUCUGAACGGGCAAAUGUUGAAUGGGCAGUCGAUGAAGUGCGAGGCGGCGAAGAGUCGGAAGGCGCCCCAGACGCCGACCACGAAGAUCUUCGUCGGUAAUUUGACGGAUAACACGAAAGCGCCGCAGAUCCGGGAGUUGUUCAAAAAGUUCGGGACCGUCGUCGAGGCGGACAUCGUGCGUAAUUAUGGUUUCGUGCACCUCGAGUCCUCCGGCGACGUGAACGAGGCGAUCAAAGAAUUAAAUGGGAUGAUGGUGGAUGGGCAACCGAUGAAAGUACAAAUAUCGACGAGUCGCGUGCGCCAACGGCCGGGCAUGGGGGACCCGGAACAAUGUUACCGCUGCGGCCGAGGCGGGCAUUGGUCGAAAGAGUGUCCCAAGGGAAUGGGCCCGGACAGGUUUCGGGAACGGAUGUUCGGCCCCCGGGAUCCGUAUCCGCCACCGCCCCCGCCGCCCUUCCUACGCGACCGCAUGAUGGCACGUUUUGGGGACGCCUACGAUGGAUACUACGAUCGUCGUUUCCCGGAGGACGCCAGAGACCUCUACGAGCGUCGAUACGCCGGGAUGCCGUCUCGCGGCGAAAUGGGCCUCCGGGGCAGCAGAGACUUUCUGCCCCCGCCGUUGCCUCCGAGGAGGGAGCCGCUGCCCCCGAUGCCCUCGAUCGGGCUGAGGGGGACCUCGUCGAGCGCCCUCAGCGCCAGAAUGAGCGAAUCCGCCGGUUUCUCCAGGAGUUCGUCCGAUUACGGAAUGUUCAGUCGACGGUCUCCGCCGCCCACGAGCAGUAUGGCCGCGUCGCGAAUGAGCAGGAUGUACGAGGAUUUUAGUAGAGACACUUUCGAUGAUAGAAGGCCGACAAUGAGAGGACCGUCCCCGCCCAGACGAUAUGCACCAUAUUGAUGAAAAGAAGAAAAAACUAACCUGGAUCUUUGAAAUUUAUCAUAUUGAGCUUUAAAGUACAGAUGGUUUUUGAAAUUGUAAUUUUUUUUUUAGACUUAAUUUAAGAGUUUGUAUGUUGUGCUUAUGAAUACUUUAAUUUUGUCCAUUCUUUAUCCUACAUUGAUUAAUUUAAUGUAAUUUUUUUAUGAGAUUUACGAAUGGUAUUUGACGUGUAAUUAAAGUGACAGCUGAUAUAUUAUAAUUAGUGACCAAAUUACUUUUAUAUGAUAUUGUCUUUUUUUUCAUUUAAUUUGUAACUUGUAGUAGGUAAUAAACUACUUGAGAAAUGAAUUUUA